This is a messenger RNA of Ectocarpus siliculosus, 120 nucleotides long. NCBI's taxonomy places the organism in Eukaryota, Phaeophyceae, Ectocarpales, Ectocarpaceae. The record is from the annotation of a GenBank genome assembly.
AUGGGGAUCCACCUUGAGGCAGCGAUAAGCAGUGGUGGCCCUGCACUCGGCCGUUCUGGGCAAAGAUUUCCUCCUCAACUCGUCCGGCGGCAAGCCGGGGGUUGGGGUUUUCACCACUGA